This is a messenger RNA of Amoebophrya sp. A120, 4253 nucleotides long. NCBI's taxonomy places the organism in Eukaryota, Dinophyceae, Syndiniales, Amoebophryaceae. The record is from the annotation of a GenBank genome assembly.
GCUGCAGUAAGUGUCCCAACGUACAUGAGAGCCGAAAGCGAAACCAGUGUGAGACGCCGCAGAUCGUAAAGUCAAGAAAUCAAUCCACAACUUCACCCGCAAGUAGAACCAUGCCUCCUCCAGAGAAGGGUGGGCACCCGGCCAAGAAGCACGGCCAUGCCGCCGGGCGUGAGAUCAUCCACAUUCAGGUCGGGAAGUGCGGAAAUGCGAUCGGCCACGAGUUCUGGCGGGACAUCGCGUCCGAGCACAAAAUCAAUUUCGAAGGCAGCGGACAGAUGAAUGGUAGGUACACGGGGGAAGAAGGGGACAUCUACCAAGAGCACAUUGACGUCUUCUUCAACGAGGGCAGCGCGGGCCGCUACGUCCCAAGGGCGAUACUAGUACUAGAACACGGCUGGAACCUUGGAUGUUGACGCGGACUCAUUUUCUUUGACUUUGAUGAUGACGCGCUCUUCAUCCAGUGGCUUUUUCGAUGUUGUAAAAUUGUUCAAAGGUUGAUGUGAAAAAUCAUAACAUGUUGAUAACAGGUAGAUACCAACAUGAGCGAUUUGGCGCAGAUAACGAGUGACGGACUAGGAGGGCUGUACAGACCAGAAAACGUAAUUGGCAAUGACGAAGGAUCAGGGAACUGCUACGCAAAAGCCUUUCACACAGAAGGGCCCGACUUGGCGGAUCAGGUCAGCGCUCUUUGAAGUGUGGUCCUUUGUCAUGCACAACGCUGAAUGUGAAUGUGAUUCGAUUUUGUCAUGUAUACAAUACAACCGUUGCUCAUGCUCCGAAAUAAACCGCCACGAACUAUUCCAUCACCAGGUGCUCGAGAACGUACGAAAAGAAGUGGAGAAGUGCGAGUGCCUCCAAGGAGUACAAUUCACACACUCAAUAUGCGGCGGUGCGGGAUCCGGGUUGACAGGGCUGCUACUGAAAACACUGUAUUUAUUUCGGAAGUUAUGCAUCACAAAGUUUCUUCGCAUGACGCUCCUGCUACUGUUGCAAAAAAUGCAGUGGUGAUCCAUGCAUGACAAAGUGCCGUCAAAUGCAAACUACGCAUCACAGAUACGACUACCUCGACAAGGGAAGCAAGUGCAUUUUGCAGUCCUUCACCGUGGUGCCAUCGCCCGGGCUUACAGACGUCAUUCUGGAGCCGUAUUGUUUUUUUUUUUGCACCCGGUUCUGAUGCUGAGGAUGGCAUGACAAACACCUCUCGUCUUGCAUGAUUGACAAAAAAUACAAAAAAUUAACUCAUACAUACAUUCAUUAUCAGAUACAAUGCCGCUCUGGGGAUGCAGGAUCUGCUAGAGUACUGCCACCAGUGCUUUCUCUACGACAAUGCAGCACUUGGGCAGAUUGUGCAAAACACCUGUGAAGUGGAUGUGCCAAAACUGAGUCACCUGAACAACAUCGUGGGGUUGUGCAUGACAGGUAAGGAUAAGUGGGUACAGCUGCUUGACAAGUAUUUAUUUCGGAAAUAAAUUCAAAGAUGGACUAGAUCUAGGUGUAGAUGGUAAGUAUUUGUAGUGCGGUCGAAGAAAUUCUUGUCAUGGUACAAAAUUUAACCCAAAAAACGCCAUUUAUUUAUUAAACAAAAGGUAUCACCUCCUGUCUCCGCCUCCCUGGUAUCCUGGAUGCGGAUUUGAGAAAAAUGCAGACCAACCUAUCAAGUGCAAACAUGUCUGGGUCUGGAAACCUGUGAUGCCAAAAUGUGGAUGACGGAACUAUUUCCGAAUGCAGCCCAGCAUGACAAGAACUCUCCAGAGCGCUUUCUUAUACGCAAUCCGCGUGAGAAGCUGCCUUUUUGUUUUUGCAUGACAAAAGUGCCUGCGACUUUUGUUGGUUCUGCAAUACAUAUUUUCCACGAAUACAAAGCUGGCAUAACAAGUUCACCACUUCUCCAGACCCGGACGUAUUUGCAUUUGAUACAACCUCGUCCCGUUCAAAAACGCCCACUUUCUCUGUUCCUCUAUGGAUGUGUCAGAGUUGAAAUCGACAAAAAUUUGUCAUGCAUAAAAUGGAUGCCAGUUGGGACCCAGUUUCUAAGUGGCGCAAGACAAAUUUCGGCGGUCCGUAAAUCCACUCUGUCAUGGUGUUUAGGCAAAGAAGAGCGAUUUUCUCAUGCUACUUUAGCAGCUCGAGCUGUAACCCCAAACAGGCUUACAAUCAGCCUCACUUGCCUGCUCUGCAACACACGUGCCUCGGGUCAUGCAUUUUAUGCGUUACAAAUUCUUUCAACUUUGACGAUUUCAAACCUGACGCUUCCAUAUCCUCCUUCGCACCACUAACCAGCCCGGCGAACAAGGAAUACAGGAAAUUUUCCGUCCUGGAUUUGGCGCAACAAAUGAUUUCCAAGGACAACGUUUGCAUUAAAUGCGACCCACUCAACCCGGGGGAUCCGAGGGAAGGUAUAAUUUGCCGUUCGUCGCGAGUUUCGUUUGUUUAAAUAUGAAGAUGCGCAUGGAGGUGAUCAUAUUGCCGGAUGCAAAAAUUUGUGUUGCAGUCGUACAACCAGUACGUCAUGAUCAUCACGAUGCUAUCUUAAUCUACCUAUCAGGUAUUCUGAAGGCCCGAUUCCUCGCCUCUUUCGCCGCGUUUCGAGGCAACAUCUACUCUUCCGAGGUGGAUGAAGUCAUUUACAAUCUGCACAAGCCGGGCUCCCGAUUUGACCACUACUUUCCGGACUGGAUCCCAAACAGCAUUUCCUCCUCCAUUUGCGCCGUGCCACACGAGAGCCAGUAUCCUAUGUAAAAACAUUCCCACCCCAUACUUGUCAUGCCAAUCUGCAUGGUAAAAGUUAAAGUGUUUCUCAUACGGAACCCCAUGAGAAGCAUUUCCUGGUCGUGUUCUGGAAUUCGUGAUGUUCGAAUCAGAAUGAUAAGCUAGAUCUGUGAUGCUGCUGGAGCUAGCUAAACAAGAUUACACUACGACGCCAAACUUGUCAUGCACAGCAACAGAAGCUCGUCGGUUUGUCUAGGAGAUAUCCCAUCUUGACUAUGGGGUGGGGACGUUUUUACAUAUGAUAGCCAGGGGGAUUCAGUCACGUUUGUGUCCAACACAACGGCAAUCCACGAAGCGUUCGACCGAAUUUGCGCCAACUGGGACUCACUGUAGAAUUAUACGGCUUUUGAAGAUCAUGUGAUGGCUAAUGAUGAUGCUUGUCUAGUGCACGGAAACUUGUCAUGCACAUGGUGAGUACCAUUAUUGAGAUCUGAUAGCAUAUUCUGCAUGACAAACACGACAUCGACAUGCAAAUCAGGUACAAGUCCCGUUCCUACCUCCACGUGUACGAGCAGGACGGUAUUUCCACCCAGGACAUGAUGGAAUCCCGAAACAUCCUCCGCUACGUCUCCGACCAGUACCAGGAAUUCGCUCGGUGGGAGGACAAGUUCUUCAGCGAGAAUACCGGUCCGGGCGGGCAGCCGAUUUUGAACGAAGCUGCGAUUUUGAACCCGGAGCAGGAGGCGAUCGCAAAAGAAUUAGCGGAAUUAACCGACUGCUACAUCGCGACGCAGGGGCGGGCGUGAGUUGUGUUUUGAAGCGGAGGUGGAGAAUCGUACACUUGGAUUUGGGAGGAGUUGUGACGCGGCAGAGACGAAAACAGUAGCCGUGUCAUUUGGAGGCUCAUCAUGUAAUUUUUUAUUGAAGCAGGAACAGACUUUUAUCAGUUUCAACAGAUUCAGUGGACGAACAAAGAAGCAGAUAUAGAUAAUCUAUCCAAGAUGGAGCGGACAGCACUCCUGGUAGGCUCUGAAGUCUUCUUUUCAACAUUUUGCGGAAUAUAAUAUCUACUCGAAGUUACUUUUGGAAAUACAAUACAGAGAUAGGAGCUACUUCUAGAGAAGUGGAUAUCAUACUUGUGCUUGUCAUAGACCUGGCGCUGUGGUUUUGCCUCUAGCCGCAGACUUUCCGAGCUGCCGGACAGAUGAGGCACAUCCGGGCGUGGGAAGUUUUCACAGCGUAUUUAUCUCCUACCAGCACUAGUACCUCUGGAGAUAGCAUAUCGAUAUUUUGCCAAAGAAAUGCAAAAAGAGUCGAGACAAGAGUACUGAAAAAUGAAUCCCGAUCCUCUGCCCUUCUGUUUUGUUUUGUUACAAAUACGAAACAGAACGAGGAUGUACACUAUUUGGAAUAAAGACUUCACCACCAGCCUAGGCCUAGAAAGAAACAUUCUUGAGCAUCGGCGUAGUCGCGCCAGGCGAUGUUGAAGCUAAGGCUUUGCUACUACGUAGAACAACUAAAAGGACAUGUGAGAUGAAAGAAAG